Messenger RNA from Alexandromys fortis (reed vole), 10863 nucleotides. It is a transcript of the gene Med12l, whose product is annotated as mediator complex subunit 12L. Gene Ontology annotation, cellular component: mediator complex. The transcript has 44 exons. NCBI's taxonomy places the organism in Eukaryota, Metazoa, Chordata, Mammalia, Rodentia, Cricetidae. Gene Ontology annotation, molecular function: beta-catenin binding; transcription coregulator activity. The record is from RefSeq and is a predicted model, not a curated record. Gene Ontology annotation, biological process: regulation of transcription by RNA polymerase II. The coding region runs from base 377 to 6928 and encodes 2183 amino acids.
GCCGCCGUCCGCCAACUCGGGAGCUCGCGCUCCCGGGCCGUGGGGGCGAGAACGCCGGCGGUGGCGGCGGCGAGCGACGCCCCCAGGCAGCCGCAAACUUCGCGGCGGCGUCCGCGGUCUGGCGAGACACACACCUCGCAACGUCAAAUCCAAUUCCCUUCCCCUACCUGAGCGAUGGAGGCUGAGGCCACCGCCAGAGCGUCCCGGCCGCCCGCCCCUGCCUAGCGGCUAGCUGAGGGGACCAACAGCGCCACGGCGAGCGAGAGUGGAGGGGCGAGCGAGUCUGUCUGCAAAGUGCUGCUCCCUGGUGCUCAGAGGCGGCUGCUCCAGCUCCAGCUCCAACUCUCAUUCAUUUCGCCGGUUAACAUGAGAGAUCAUGGCCGCCUUCGGGCUUCUCAGUUAUGAACAGAGACCGCUGAAGCGCCCGCGGCUCGGGCCGCCCGAUGUCUACCCGCAGGACCCCAAGCAGAAGGAGGAUGAACUUACGGCUGUGAACGUAAAACAGGGUUUCAACAAUCAGCCAGCCUUCACUGGAGAUGAACAUGGCUCUGCGAGAAACAUUGUAAUCAACCCCUCAAAGAUCGGCGCGUACUUCAGCAGCAUAUUGGCUGAGAAACUAAAGCUUAAUACUUUCCAGGACACCGGAAAGAAGAAACCCCAAAUUAAUGCUAAAGAUAAUUACUGGCUGGUUACUGCUCGAUCUCAGAGUGCAAUUCAUAGUUGGUUCUCUGACUUAGCAGGGAAUAAACCACUUGCUGUUUUGGCGAAAAAGGAGCUGCCUCUGGCCAAGUCAGGUGUCCCUCAGGUCCCCAUCCUUAGUAAAAAAGAGGACGUUUUUGCAUAUUUAGCUAAGUAUUCUGUGCCAAUGGUUCGAGCAACGUGGCUGAUCAAGAUGACUUGUGCCUAUUAUUCUGCUAUUUCUGAAGCUAAGAUUAAGAAGCGCCAGGCUCCAGACCCCAAUUUGGAGUGGACGCAAAUAUCUACCAGGUACCUUAGAGAGCAGCUGGUCAAGAUCUCUGACUUUUACCACAUGGCCUCCAGUACAGGGGACGGUCCUGUCCCCGUGCCACCAGAGGUCGAGCAAGCCAUGAAGCAGUGGGAGUACAAUGAGAAGCUGGCAUUUCACAUGUUCCAGGAAGGGAUGUUGGAAAAACAUGAGUAUUUGACGUGGAUCCUGGACGUCCUAGAAAAGAUCAGACCAGUGGACGACAACCUUCUCAAGCUCCUUCUGCCACUGAUGCUGCAGUACUCAGAUGAGUUUGUCCAGUCUGCCUACCUGUCUCGUCGUCUAGCGUACUUUUGUGCCCGGCGUCUUUCCUUGCUACUGAGUGAUAGCCCCAGCCUCCUCGCUGCUCACUCACCCCACAUGAUAAUCGGAGCAAACAACACGAGUAUUGGGACCCCCAGUCCUGGCACCCCUGGCCCUGGCAUGAGCCCCAUGCAGCUGGCCUUCUCGGAUUUCCUUUCCUGUGCGCAACAUGGCCCCUUGGUUUAUGGACUUAGUUGUAUGUUGCAGACUGUCACUCUGUGUUGCCCAAGUGCCUUGGUGUGGAACUAUUCCACAAACGAAAAUAAGAUCGCAAACCCAGGCUCUCCCCUGGAUCUGCUGCAGGUUGCCCCUUCCAGCCUCCCCAUGCCGGGUGGGAAUACGGCUUUCAAUCAGCAGGUUCGGGCAAGGAUUUAUGAGGUAGAACAGCAGAUCAAACAGCGAGGCCGUGCAGUAGAGGUCCGGUGGUCUUUUGACAAGUGUCAGGAGUCAACAGCAGGGGUGACUAUUAGUCGGGUUUUGCACACACUGGAAGUCUUGGACCGUCAUUGCUUUGACCGCACUGAUUCCAGCAAUUCGAUGGAGACGCUCUAUCAUAAAAUUUUCUGGGCGAACCAAAACAAAGAUAGCCAAGAGGUUGCCCCCAAUGACGAAGCAGUGGUGACGUUGUUAUGUGAGUGGGCUGUGAGCUGCAAACGAUCUGGCAAGCACAGGGCCAUGGCCGUGGCGAAACUCUUGGAGAAAAGGCAAGCAGAGAUUGAGGCAGAGAGAUGUGGUGACUCAGAAGUCCUGGAUGAGAAGGAGUCAAUUUCUUCAGCCUCGCUUGCUGGGUCUAGCUUGCCUGUUUUCCAGAAUGUUUUGCUAAGAUUUUUAGAUACACAGGCCCCAUCACUGUCGGACCCCAACAGCGAGUGCGAGAAGGUGGAAUUUGUGAACUUGGUGCUGCUCUUCUGUGAGUUUAUCCGCCACGACGUCUUCUCCCAUGAUGCGUACAUGUGCACCCUCAUCUCGCGAGGAGAUCUGUCCAUCACUGCCUCUGCAGGAGAGAAUGCAGACGAACACUAUUCCAAGGACCAUGAUAUGAAGAUGGAGAUUUUCUCUCCCAUGCCUGGAGAGUCCUGUGAGAAUGCCAACCCUUCCCUGAGCCGAAGAAUGUCGGUUAAUGGUGAGAAACUGCUGAAGAGAGAAAAACCAAGGGAGUUGAUCUUUCCAUCAAAUUAUGACCUCCUCCGCCACCUGCAGUACGCAACCCACUUUCCCAUACCUCUGGAUGAGUCUUCAAGUCAUGAAUGUAACCAGCGCACAAUCCUUCUCUACGGAGUCGGGAAAGAGCGUGACGAAGCCAGGCAUCAGCUGAAGAAGAUUACCAAAGAUAUCCUGCGAAUCCUAAACAAGAAGAGCACCGCGGAAUCAGGGGUUGGGGAUGAAGGACAGAAAGCCAGGAAGAACAAGCAGGAAGUUUUUCCUACCCUGGAAACCGUGUUCACGAAACUCCAGCUCCUCUCAUACUUUGAUCAACAUCAAGUGACAUCUCAGAUCUCUAACAACGUGCUGGAGCAAAUCACAAGCUUUGCGUCUGGAACAUCCUAUCACCUGCCUCUGGCUCAUCAUAUCCAACUCAUCUUUGAUCUCAUGGAGCCGGCACUGAACAUCAAUGGACUAAUUGACUUUGCAAUACAGUUACUGAAUGAACUGAGCGUGGUUGAAGCUGAGCUGCUCUUGAAGUCUUCUAGUCUGGCAGGAAAUUACACUACAGGACUGUGUGUCUGCAUUGUGGCUGUGCUCAGGAGGUAUCAUAGUUGCCUGAUCCUAAAUCCUGAUCAGACAGCCCAGGUGUUUGAAGGGUUGUGUGGCGUGGUGAAGCAUGUUGUCAACCCCUCAGAAUGUUCUUCCCCUGAAAGGUGUAUCCUGGCCUACCUCUAUGACCUCUAUGUCUCAUGUAGCCACCUCAGGAGUAAAUUUGGAGACCUUUUCAGUAGUGCCUGUUCAAAAGUAAAGCAGACCAUAUAUAAUAACGUAAUGCCUGCAAAUUCCAACUUACGCUGGGAUCCAGACUUCAUGAUGGACUUCAUUGAGAAUCCCUCAGCAAGAAGCAUCAACUACUCGAUGCUGGGCAAGAUCCUCAGUGACAACGCUGCUAACCGGUACAGCUUUGUCUGCAACACACUGAUGAACGUGUGCAUGGGCCACCAGGAUGCCGGCCGGAUAAAUGACAUAGCCAAUUUCUCCUCUGAGUUAACUGCUUGCUGUACAGUUCUUAGUUCGGAGUGGCUGGGGGUUCUGAAGGCUCUUUGUUGUUCUUCAAAUCAUGUGUGGGGAUUUAAUGAUGUACUCUGCACUGUAGAUGUGAGUGACCUUUCGUUCCAUGAUUCAUUAGCUACUUUCAUUGCUAUCCUGAUAGCACGACAGUGCUUCUCCCUGGAGGACGUCGUGCAACACGUCGCUCUUCCCUCUCUCCUAGCGGCAGCUUGCGGAGACGCGGAUGCUGAGCCCGGGGCAAGAAUGACAUGCCGCCUCUUGCUUCACCUCUUCCGAGCUCCCCAGGCCUGCUUUUUCCCUCAAGCAACAGGCAAACCUUUUCCUGGAAUAAGAUCAUCUUGUGAUAGACACCUCCUAGCCGCCGCUCACAACAGCAUAGAAGUGGGAGCCGUCUUUGCUGUCUUAAAGGCAAUUAUGAUGCUUGGAGAUGCCAAGAUUGGCAGUAACAGUGUCACCACUUUAAAGAAUGAAGACUUCGGCAUGAGGGGUUUGCGACGCGAUGGGAAUGCUGAGGACGCCUGGGCCACCUCGCAGAAUUCGAAAUCCUAUGGGAAGAGCAUUUCCAUAGAAACUGCCAACCUAAGAGAAUAUGCUAGAUACGUACUGAGGACUAUCUGCCAACAGGAGUGGGUAGGAGAACAUUGCUUAAAAGAACCAGAACGACUAUGUACAGACAAAGAACUUAUUUUGGACCCCGUGCUUUCAAACAUGCAAGCCCAGAAAUUGCUGCAGCUGAUCUGUUACCCUCAUGGCAUUAAAGAGUGUACAGAGGGGGACAACCUGCAAAGACAGCACAUUAAGCGCAUCCUUCAGAACCUUGAGCAGUGGACAUUGAGACAGUCCUGGCUAGAACUUCAGUUAAUGAUCAAGCAGUGCUUGAAGGACCCCAGCUCUGGUUCUGUGGCUGAAAUGAACAACUUACUGGACAAUAUUGCCAAGGCAACAAUAGAGGUGUUCCAGCAGUCUGCAGACCUAAAUAACAACGCCCCCAAUUCUGGCAUAAGCCUCUUCAACCCCAACGGUAUUGGAAGUGCCGAUGCAAGCAGCACGAGACAGAAUGGAAUAAAGACAUUUUUAAGUUCCUCUGAACGCAGGGGUGUAUGGCUGGUGGCCCCCCUCAUCGCCAGGCUACCGACCUCUGUGCAGGGAAGAGUGCUGAAAGCUGCUGGGGAAGAGCUGGAGAAGGGACAGCACCUGGGCUCUUCUUCCAAGAAGGAAAGAGACAGGCAGAAACAGAAAAGUAUGUCUCUUUUGAGUCAGCAACCUUUCCUCUCCUUGGUCCUUACCUGCCUUAAGGGGCAAGAUGAGCAACGGGAGGGCCUCCUAACAUCUCUGCAGAAUCAAGUCAAUCAGAUUUUAAGUAACUGGAGGGAAGAAAGAUACCAAGAUGAUACAAAAGCCCGCCAGAUGAUGCACGAGGCUUUGCAGCUCCGGCUAAAUCUGGUGGGAGGAAUGUUUGACACGGUCCAGCGGAGCACCCAGGGGACCACUGACUGGGCUCUCCUCCUCCUCCAGAUCAUUACUUCAGGAACUGUUGACAUGCACACUAACAAUGAGUUAUUCACCACAGUUCUUGACAUGCUGGGUGUUUUAAUCAACGGGACAUUGGCUUCUGACCUAUCAAAUGCUUCCCCCGGGGGAUCUGAAGAGAACAAACGUGCAUACAUGAAUUUAGUAAAGAAACUGAAAAAAGAACUAGGAGACAAGCGAUCAGAAAGCAUUGACAAGGUUCGACAGCUUCUGCCUUUGCCAAAGCAGACAUGUGAUGUCAUCACUUGUGAACCCAUGGGUUCUUUGAUCGAUACAAAGGGAAACAAAAUUGCUGGAUUUGAUUCCAUCGACAAAAAACAGGGUCUCCAGGUCUCUACGAAGCAGAAGGUGUCCCCAUGGGACCUGUUUGAGGGUCAGAAGAACCCGGCUCCUCUGUCCUGGGCCUGGUUCGGCACUGUCCGUGUGGACCGGAAGGUGGUAAAAUAUGAGGAACAGCACCACUUCCUUCUGUACCACACACACACCAUGCCUAAGCCCCGAAGCUACUACCUGGAACCACUGCCCCUCCCUCCUGAGGAAGAAGAGGAAGAGCCCACGUCCCCAGUGUCUCAGGAACCAGAAAGGAAAUCCGCUGAACUGUCAGAUCAAGGAAAAAGCGCUGCUGAGGAGGAGAAGAAGACAAAGGGAAGGAAGCGUAAGACAAAAUCAAGCUCACGCAUUGAUGAGUAUCAGCAGAGCAACAUGUACCGAGUGCCUCCUAACUACUCGCCCAUGUCCUCCCAAAUGAUGCAUCACCCGCAGCCUGCGCUGUGGGGAUACAACCUGGUGAGCCAGCCCCAGCAGCCCAGUUUUUUCCUUCAGAAUCAGUCACUGAAUCCAGGUGGCUCCAGAUUGGACCCUGCAGGCUCCUAUGUCCCAACCAACACGAAGCAAGCCUUGUCCAACAUGCUGCAGAGGCGCUCGGGUGCCAUGCUGCAGCCGCCUUCCCUUCAUUCGAUCACGUCUCAGCAGCAGUUGCUACAGAUGAAGCUUCUGCAGCAGCAACAGCAGCAACAGCAACAGCAGCAGCAGCAGCAGCAGCAGCAGCGGCUCCUCCGGCAGGCCCAGACUCGGCCUUUCCAGCAGGGCCAGCCAGGGGACCAGGCUGCUCUCUUUACUGCACAAUCACGGCCCUCCCCUCAGCUCCCUCAGUAUCCAGGGCUGCAACAAGCACAGACCAUGCCCCAGGGCUACACCAUGUAUGGGACACAGAUGCCUUUGCAGCAGGCAGCUCCGCAGCAGUCUGGAGGUGUGGUCCUCUCCCCCAGCUACAACUCCAGAGCCUAUCCGGCCGCACAUUCCAGCCCAGCGCUGAUGGAAAGACUCCGCCAGCUGCAGCAGCAGCCAAGUGGCUAUGCGCAGCAGCAGGCCUCGCCGUACCUGCAGCCCGUAGCUGGCUCUCAGAGACUGAACCACCAGGCUCUACAGCAGAGCCCUCUGGUGGGCGGGGGAAUUGAUGCUGUGCUGACUCCCGCACAUCCCACCCUCCCCUCGGUGCCCCUGCCUCAGGACCCAUUGAGGCCCAGACAGCCGCAAGUUCGACAGCAGCAGAGACUCCUCCAGAUGCAGCAGCCCCAGCAGGCCCCCCAGCCCCAGCAGCCCUCACAGCCCCAGAGUCAGGCCCUUGGUCUCCAAGCAAUGCAGCCCCAACAGCCUUUGUUCCCCAGGCAAGGCUUGCAGCAGACCCAGCAGCAGCAACAGACAGCCGCCCUGGUGCGACAGCUCCAGAAGCAGCUUUCUAGUAAGUACCUGUCUCAAGGGGAGCUGGGGGAGAUGUGGCAAUCAGCAGCUAGAAGCCUGGAACAGUGGGAACUCCUCAGAAACCGCACCGUGUUCUCUGUGCCACACUGCGAUGUUUCGAUCCCAUUCUGACAGUAACGUUUGCUUUGAGUCAGAGGGCAGAGCUAGCCACAAGCUGAACAAACUUAACUAUAGAGGUUUCAGAGGACUGUAGACAGAUGGGAGACAGGAAGUUGUAAGGCAGGGUGGAGAGAGCUUACAGCCCUUUUGGAUUGAGGAAUGGAAGAGAGAGGAGGUCACUGGUGACUUCUGCUUCUCCGAUCAUCCAAGCUCUUACCUCGAUAUCUGACUCCUGACUUUUUAUUGAUAAAGGAUAAUUAGAUAAACACUUUGGUGCCAUUUUAAGUAUGUUCCUAAUUGAAAUAGAAUUAAAUCACCUUCCCCCUCUUUUUCUUUUGUCUAGCAUCUCUUGGCUACAUUUCGUUAAACCCCUCCCAUACCUCUUCUAUCAAGUUGAUAGUUUCUUUUUAUUUGAUUGCUUUUGUUACAUACGUACGUACAUACACUCCUUUGUACAUACAUUUUUUUUUUGCCCAAGCUGUUACUUAGUCAGUAUGGCCUAUUAAAUAAUCUGUGAUUAAACAAUGAAACAGAAUGAGGUGUUAGAACCAAUAUUCUUUCCAAGAAUACAGUCUGAAGGCGGAGGUUAGCGCUACGGUGUUUACAAGUCAGUCCCGAGGAGCCGGGGAGCAUGUUGGCCUGCUCUGCUGUGUCCCAUAGCACCACCCUUGAGCAAGUUAGAUGAGUCAGUUUCUCUAAUCCCAAAGCAUUGUGUUGGCAAGUGUGAGAUUCUCACAUGGAGACGUCCCCUCUUCAGAAUGCACUUGGUCGCCCAGUGUGAUUAUUGGCCUAGGGUCUAGCCAGUUGAUUUGUUCCCCCUUACUGGAGGCUGUCCCUGACAGGAACACCAGAGCGGAAGCAUUAUGUGCAGCACAAGUUUGUUCCUGUAACGGUUAACUCUGCUUUUCCACUAGGUAACCAGCCACAGCAAGGAGUGACCCCCUGUGCGCACCCUUCACACUUUUGAAUCCGAGAGAGAAGACGCGAAGUUUAUGUUUGCACUGAGAAACAGAAAAUCACAUUUAUUAGUCAUCAUAAGAAGUCUCCUUUGGUCUUUGAGUUAUUUAUGUUUCCCUAUAUUUUAUGCUACACUUCUUGCAGAGGUAUUUAAAUAAGUAAAGAAGUUGUGGUUUGGUUUUAUCAUUUUCAAAGUAGGUUGUAAAAUGUGGAUCACGCAGCAGGCCUACUCCAGAUAGUGUGGUUGGUAGCUGACCUUUUGAAACUGGUGCUUUUUAUCUCAUAUUUACAUAAUGAAUGAAGUACGGUAGGUUUAAAUAUUUAUGUAUUAAUGAAUGAUUUUUUUUUAAGCCUGUGGUAGACCAAACUACUGAUUUGAAAGAUGUGGCAAUUCUCACGGGAGGAUGACACAUUUACUCUGCAUCCCCCUGUGAUGGCGGGGCGAACAUUGAUUCGCAUCGUUCUAAUUUGAAAUGUUGAUCAUUUCAUAAGCACUUUAUAAACUUUGUUCCCAGUUAUGAAGGACUUUGCUUUGCUUUCGUUUUGUGGUCCAAAGGUGCUGAAACAGAUUGUUGCUUAGUACUUCCGCUUCUUCAGGGCUUCAGAGAUGUGCGGGAGCCUCUUCCAAGUGACUGCACUCAACCUUGUUUCUGGUGGCAAGCUCUUUCACCAGAUUCUCCGUGAAGGUACAGCAGCUACUGGAGGUCAGAAGAGCCACGGUGGAAUCAGUUCAUUUACUUACUGCCAGUUUUGGUAAAAACUGUCCAGUUUUGGUUCUUCAGAACCUCAUGCCAACUUGAGAAAAAAAAAAAAAGAUAAACAAAUCUCACAGCUGGCCUUAGAUUCUACUGUGCUUAGACUUGACACGGUUUCCAGAGAGUCUGGCUCCACAGUCCAGAAGACUCUGGUAAUUCAUCAAAGGUGUACUUACUAUUAAUUUUGUAUGGUAAGUAUUUGCUACUUUGAAUUUAAUUAUUAAUGUUGGUGUCCGUCUUGGUUGUGUAUUGCUUAUACUGUAUUUAUAAACUGGUGCAAAAAGCACAAGUAAAGUAAAUUAUACUCAAAUUUAUUAUAAAGAAAUAGUAACUAUUUUAACUUUGUUCAAGUAUGUGGUAAUUUGCUCCUAUUAGAGUGAAAAAAUACAGUAAAUUAUUAUCAGUUUGUGUAACUUAAGAGUAUUCCACAUAAUAUUUUUUUAGAAUUAGAUGCAUAAAAUUUUGAAUGUGAAAAUUGCAGGGCAUUUUAAGACACAUGUAGGGAAUCUUCCCUUGUUCUUUGUUGGGUUCAUUUUCUUUUUGCCAUUUGAUUUCAUAUGUAAUGUAGUCAAGCAUACUGUGAAUAGAUUGUCUGUGAAGAGCAAACCAUGUAGAACUACUUUUUAAAAAUGUAGCUAGUACAACUUUAGAUAAUUUCUUUUGCAGAUCAUUAUAUAAAUAGUUUAUAUCUUCCUAGGUGAGUUACUCAUUCAAAUGACCUCAGAUACAUGUUUGCUUCCUUUGCCAUGGCAACAUCCAUGUGAACUGCUUUGUACACUGUGAAAUAUAGCCCUCCAGCCUGCUUGUUUUGUGUUUACUGUGGGCUGGGAAAGACUUUUCCAAACAUUAAAGACCAUUCUUUCCACUAAGCGAGCAUUCUAUCUGCUUUCGACAAUGCAGUCCAUUUCAGUCAGCUUCGCUUGCCUCUCCGGAGUCAUGCUUUCAGCUUACAAAGAUAGUUUUCUUCAAAGUAACAUACCACGUGACUGCAUUGGCAGAACCACCGCAGCGCGAAUGUUGUGCCUAGUGGGUGAGUCACGCCCUGUUCCUUCUGGUCUUUACUCCAUGGUUGUUGGUAGUUAGGAUUCCAGUUUCAGUCUGAACCAUCCGUUUCUGUAGCUCAGCGUCGCACACCGCAGCAGGAGUGGGAGAACUGCGUAGCGUUUGUACGCACUUUACACUUUGCCGAAGUUGGCUUGCUCAUCUGUUUGCACACAAAGGCGAUGGUCCCUUUGUUGCUGUCUGUUCUGUUUCUUGAGAUGAGGAAGGCCAGUCAUGCUAAGGCCCCCUUAAGUAAGAGAUGCCACGGUGGCUGAGGAAAAACCUAGAACUGUUUCCCCCUGUGCAUUAUAAGGAAAGCAACUGGAAUUUUAAAUUUAGCUGUCAUAUUUACUGACACGUAAUUUGACACUCUGAGAGGGAUUUUUAUUUAUCUUUCAGAGCAAAUGCAUGCGGGUGGUAUUAAAAUGGUCAGAAGGGAAACCCCUAUUGUGGAUUGCGGAUAGGAAAUUGUCUUAAGAUUAAAAAGCUCAGCUUUUUAAGAUCAGACCUUGAACUAUGAUGGAAUCGGGUAUACUUAACCUUAAUUUCUGACUAUAAGAACCACUUAAUUUAUGUGUUAUAUUACAGGCCGAUUCAUUUUAGGAUUGCACUUCUUGUUUUAUUUACCCUUCCUCAUCUGAAAGUAGAGGUAUCAUUCGACCUCUGGCAGCCGUAGAGCACUGAUGUUAACAGCAAUCAGCUCAUGACUGAGGCAGGCAUAUGAUGGAGACCCAGUGGAGUUAAGUCUCAAAUGAUUGACACAAGCUAACAAAGCUCUUAGCUUUAGUGUUCUAACCUAACUCAGUAAGACUCGAAAAGGCUCCUGCCAUUCACACAUAGAUGACUAUUUGAUCAGAAGCCAGAGAAAUUAUGUUAAGGAAACCCCAGACUUUCGAAUAAAAGAGGCAAAUCAUACGAUUACCCCCAUAUAUAUUUGGGUUGAAUUAAACAUGGAAUAUAAGUACAGCAAAUUACACAGAAAGCAUUCAGAUUUUAAAGACAGGGGAACUUCAUUAUGUGUACGAGGUCUAGACUCUUGGAAAGGAGCGAUUCCUCCUUAGAAAACCUUUCUUAGAAAUGGCUCCGAACAGCUGGUGCCUUAGCCAGGUUUUAAAGUUAGAAAGUGGUUUCAUUGUCCUUGCAAAGCCUUUUCAGGGUGACAAAUGUGUGGACAGAUGUGCAGCACCCUUUUCA